AUGGAAGAGAGGUUGAAGAAGUUGGCGCUGUGGCACACGAAGACGUUCAGGCCCAUGCUCACCCACGACGACCUGGAGCCGAUCAUGGCGGUGCUCGGCUUUGUGGCCCUCCCCGUGGCCUCGCCACCCGGGCACGGGGGCCCCUGGAAGGAAUACGCCUUCCACGUCGCACCCCAGCCGAGCAGCGGCCUCCACGAGCACCGCCUUCGUGGCGAACGCCUCCAAGGCGACCGCCCCAAGCCGGCGGCGCCGGCGUUGCAGCAGCAGCUUCCCGUCCGCCCCCGCCUCCCCUUCCCGAGGAUCGACGGCCUCCACCUCCUCACCUACAACGCCUUCAUCGACGCCGUCGGCUUCCAUAUCGGCGUCGGCAAGGUCCCUGAUCACUUCCACGUCAGGUGCGUCGUCCCCCACACCGCAUCGCUUGAUCUUUCCGUACCAUCGUCCCCCGUUCCUUCGUCGUCUUCUCCGGCGCGGCGAGCACUUCCCAGGUACAGACCUUCUUCUCUGAUAAAUUUACUUGGUUGCCACUCCUCAGAGCAAAGACGAUCUUGCUGGUCGCUCUUUUCCUCGCGGCCAUAAAUUACGGAUCUGCCAUUGUGACGUUUACGCCGUUGACUCUGACCUCUAAGGGGAUGACACGUGUAUGCGUCGAUCCUAGGAACCGAUCGGAUAGCGGUGUAUCCGUAUUUUCGGUUGACUUUCUAGACCCCUGUAGCUCCAUAAUCCUAGCCAUGUCUCUCCCAAGAUGGCGGAGGAGGAGGAGAUCGUUCCUGCUGACUUUUCAAGGACUGUGACGAUGAGCAGGGGCAUGCCCGUCCACCGCGUCCACGACCGGAUGUUCGACAAGGUUUUCCGGCGGAUGAGCGACGACCGACGGGGCGGCGAUGAGGAGAGGACGCUGGUGUACAGGGAAGGGACGCUCGACCAGGCCACCCUCCUGCCCUCCGGCGGGAACUCCGUCGGCGUAGGCAGCGGCGCCACCGGCGUCAAAGGAGCGGCGACCAGCUUGAUGUGCAUGGUUUCGCUGAAGGAAAUCUUUCCUCCGACGAAACACAUCGCCGUCUAG
Spirodela intermedia is the source of this 1066-nucleotide messenger RNA. The record is from the annotation of a GenBank genome assembly. Lineage: Eukaryota; Viridiplantae; Streptophyta; Magnoliopsida; Alismatales; Araceae.